Molecule: messenger RNA, 2184 nt
Organism: Hibiscus syriacus
Lineage: Eukaryota; Viridiplantae; Streptophyta; Magnoliopsida; Malvales; Malvaceae
Product: pentatricopeptide repeat-containing protein At1g71460, chloroplastic-like
Exons: 1
Coding region: 39-2105 (688 amino acids)
Biological process (GO): RNA modification
Molecular function (GO): RNA binding; protein binding
Source: RefSeq, a predicted model, not a curated record
UUGGAGUUUGUCUCCGAAUAAGGAGAGAAAAAAAGGGCAUGGAAUGCGUUCAAUCUCAUCCCCUUUCAUUCAAUCUUCACCUUUCCCCUCCAAAUCCUGUAUCUCGUAAGGCCAAACAAUUCUGCAGAAUCAAAGCCUCCGCAAGAUCCCCACCCAAACCCCCCAAGAAACCUACCAAAUUUCCCCGCAAAAGAAGAAGAAACCCACCUUCUUUGCCCUUCCCCUUCCAGAAAACUCCAAUUCCCCCCUCUUUGCCACUCCACUCCAAGAACCCACAGGCCAUUUACAAAGACAUUCAAGCGUUCGCUAGACAGAACAAGCUCAAACAAGCCCUCUCCAUUUUGGACUAUGUAGACCAACAAGGCAUCCCUGUUAAUCCCACCACCUUCUCUUCCCUCCUCGCCGCUUGCGUUCGCACCAAAUCCUUAGCCGACGGAAAACAAAUCCACGCUCACAUUCGGACCAAUGGGCUCGAAAGCAACGAGUUUUUACGUGCCAAACUGGCUCACAUGUACACUUCUUGUGGCUCCAUCGAGGACGCCCGAAGGGUGUUCGAUGGGUGUACUAGCAACAAUGCUUAUUCCUGGAAUGCUUUGCUUAGAGGAAGCGUUGUGUUGGGUGGAAAACGGUAUUUGGACGUUCUUUCUACGUUUCGUGAAAUGAGGUCGUUGGCUGUCGAAUUGAACGAGUACACGUUCUCUACUGUUCUUAAGAGCUUUGCGGGUGCAUCAGCGUUUAGACAAGGCUUAAAGGCUCAUGCCCUUUUGUUUAAAUAUGGUUUCAUUAAUAGUUCAAUGCUUAGGACGGGUUUGAUUGACUUGUAUUUUAAAUGCGGGAAGAUUAAACUCGCUCAUCGCGUGUUCGAGGAAAUCCCUGAGAGAGAUAUUGUUCUGUGGGGGGCGAUGAUUGCGGGUUUUGCUCAUAAUAGGAUGCAGAGGGAAGCCUUGGAUUAUGCUAGAUGGAUGAUAAGUGAAGGUAUACGUCCGAAUUCUGUUAUACUUACUACGAUUCUUCCAGUGAUUGGAGAAGUUUGGGCACGAAAAAUAGGUCAGGAGGUCCAUGCUUAUGUGAUUAAGGCAAAGAGUUAUUCGAAGCAGUUGGCUAUUCAGUCAGGUUUAGUUGAUAUGUAUUGCAAGUGUGGUGAUAUGGAAUCGGGCAGGCGAGUUUUCUAUUGUUCUGAAGAAAGGAAUGCGAUUUCUUGGACCGCUUUGAUGUCGGGAUACAUAUCGAAUGGGAGGCUUGAGCAGGCUUUGCGAUCAGUUGUAUGGAUGCAACAGGAAGGGUUUAAGCCUGAUGUUGUCACGGUUUCCACAAUUCUUCCUGUUUGCUCACGGCUGAGGGCUCUCAAUCAUGGGAUGGAGAUUCAUGCUUAUGCCGUGAAGAACUGUUUCUUUCCCAAUGUAUCUGUCGUCACUUCCCUGAUGAUUAUGUACUCAAAGUGUGGCGUUUUAGAUUAUUCUUUGAAGCUGUUCAAUGGUUUAGAGGCACGGAAUGUGAUUUCAUGGACAGCCAUGAUUGAGUCGUAUGCAGAGAAUGGGUGUUUACACGAAGCAAUCGGCGUGUUUAGGUCAAUGCAGUUGUCGAAACACAGGCCGGACUCGGUGAUAAUGGCUAGGAUGUUAAACAUUUGCAGUGAGCUUAAAGCUGUAAAGCUUGGGAAGGAGAUUCAUGGACAAGUCUUGAAGAAAGAUUUCGAGUCGAUUCCUUUCGUAUCGGCUGAUAUUGUUAAGAUGUACGGUGGUGGUGGAUUAAUCGGCAGUGCGAAGUUAGUAUUUGGGGGCAUCCGUGUUAAGGGUCCUAUGACAUGGACUGCCAUUAUAGAGUCUCAUGGAUGUAAUGAUCUUUAUGAAGAUGCAAUUCGUCUUUUUCAUCUAAUGAUAUCUGAUGGAUUCACUCCGAAUCAUUUCACUUUCAAAGUGGUUUUAUCGAUUUGCAGAAAGGGCGGAUUUGUCGAUGAGGCUUGCCGAAUAUUCAGUGUCAUGACUCGUAAAUAUAAACUCGAGGCAUCUGAAGAACAUUACUGUAUAAUGAUUGAGCUUCUCGAUAUGCAUGGUCGCUUUGAGGAGGCUGAAAGAUUCAGGCAGAUGAAAUCUGUGUCAUCCUAAGAAAAACAGCUCUUGUUUUCUCAUGUUUCGGUUUCGACAAGAGGUGACGAUUGGACGAACUGGUUUGGUUGCAAGUCGG